CCCACAGGGGACAGGAAGGAGAGGAGCGCUUUGCACAUGCACAGAGAUUGUCUCGGAUGCCCGGCCUUCGCCCACCCGAGAGGCACGGCGUUCCUUCCCUCGCUCCUCGGCCCCAAUUGCCCUCUCGGUUAAACUCGGGGCGUGCAGGAGGGAUCAGGGGCGGCUGGUCCAAGAGGCGGCGACGGCAGCUCCGUUGCCAUUGGUGGGCCGCGCCGGUCUUAAAGUCCACGCCGCUCGCUUGGGCUGCUGAAGCGACGAAAAGAUGGUUCGCUCCGCGCGGCUCCCCCUCGCCCGUUUGGGCCGCUUUUUGGCCGGGAAGAGGGCCGGCACGGUACGGGCCCUCCCGGGGAGAGAGGUGCAUCAGUAUCAAGAAUUGAAAAACUCUUCCUGCCUCCAACCAAAAAUGCCUCCAUGUGCCUUUGUGCCUGAGAAGUAUGAUUCCUAUUCUUAUGAACAAAUGCUGAAGAUUCGUCAAGAGAACGUAUUCCCAUCCCUGUACACUUAUUAUAAGAGACCACUCCUGAUCCAUCAAGGACACAUGCAGUGGCUGUUUGACUUUGAAGGACGAAGAUACCUGGAUCUCUUUGGUGGAAUCGUUACUGUCAGUGUUGGUCAUUGCCAUCCGAAGGUAACAGCAGCAGCUCAGAAACAGCUCGGCCGCCUGGGACACACGAGCAACAUCUACUUGCAUCCAGGAAUCCAAGAAUAUACCAAGAAACUGACUUCGCUGCUUCCUGGCUCCUUAAAGGUAGCUUAUCUGACUAAUAGUGGUACUGAAGCCAACGACCUGGCAGUGUUAAUAGCAAGAGUUUUCACCCGCAACAAUGACGUCAUUUGUUUGAGAGGCGGUUACCAUGGAGGUAGUGCCUAUACUAUGGGCAUCACAGCCAUUGGAAAGUACAAACAUGGUGUUGGCAACGGAGCCAACUGCCACUCGACAAUGUUGCCUGAUGUUUUCCGAGGUCCCUGGGGAGGAAGCCACUGUCGUGAUUCUCCAGUGCAAACAAUUCGCAAGUGCUUCUGUUCCCCAGGAACCUGCCACGCUAAAGACCAGUACGUUGCACAAUUCAAGGACACACUCCAAACUUGUGUUCCGAAGAAAGUCGCUGCAUUUAUUGCUGAGCCAAUUCAAGGCGUAAAUGGAGCUGUUCAGUUUCCCAAAGGAUUCCUAAAGGAGGUGUAUCAGUUGGUGCGUGAAAGGGGAGGUCUCUGCAUUGCAGACGAGGUUCAGACCGGAUUUGGACGAACGGGCAGUCAUUUCUGGGGCUUUCAAGGACACGAUGUUGUUCCAGACAUAGUUACCAUGGCCAAAGGAAUUGGUAACGGCUUUCCCAUGGCAGCAGUUGUGACUACAGCGGAAAUUGCACAGGGUUUGACGGAGAACCUCCACUUCAACACAUUUGGAGGCAAUCCCGUGGCUUGUGCAGUUGGAUCUGCAGUUCUGGAUGCAAUAGAGGAAGAUGGCCUGCAGAAAAAUUGCCAAGAGAUCGGAACUCACUUGCUCUUAGAGUUUGCAAAGCUGCGGGAUAAGUUUGAAAGUGUUGGAGAUGUUCGUGGCAAAGGACUUAUAAUUGGGAUAGAGAUGGUCAAGAAUAAGGAAACUCGCCAGCCACUUCCAGCUGAAGAGAUGGACCAGAUUUGGGAAGACUGCAAAGACAUGGGGUUGCUGAUUGGCAAAGGAGGGAUGCAUUUACAGACAUUUAGAAUUAAACCUCCGAUGUGCAUUACUAAGGAAGAUGCAGAUUUUGCAGUGGCCGUCUUCCAGGAAGCCUUAAUAAGACAUACAGAAAGAACAGCUGAAAAAUAAGAGAACUCUCUCUCUUUCUCACACACACACACAAGAUGCUUUGGACUCACUGUGAAUAAAUCCAUGAACCAGAAUUCAUUGCCUGAAGUAUUGAUUCCUAAUAGUCCUUUUUUUGAGAUUAAUUUGGAUAAGGUUACACGCAGAAAGCAGCAGGCUUCUCAGCCCGCAACUCCAUUUGACUGCUUUAUAACUUGUGGGCAUUGGGUGCGUAGCUUAUUUACAAAAGCCCAGCUGAUGUUUUGGCUGAGCACAUGGGGAGCCAUCUUUUCUUCUGCUUUGCACAAAGGAAUUUUAAGAAUGAGUGCUGGGGAUACUUCUGAGCGGAAAAUCGAUGGAAAUGGGUUUGAAACGCAGCUGAGCAGCAGAAUAUUAACCGCUUCAAUCUUGAUUGCAGAAAAUAUGACUUCUGUAACAGAGUUAUUAAUACUUGGAACACACUACCUGACUCUGUGGUCUCUCCUCAAAAUCCCCAAAGCUUUAACCAAAAACUGUCUACUAUUGACCUCACCCCAUUCCUAAGAGGUCUGUAAGGGGCGUGCAUAAGAGCACAAACAUGCCUACCGUUCCUGCCCUAUUGUUUCAUUAUAUCCAAUUAAUAUAGUUAUUACAUACUUAUGCUUAUAUAUAUGCUUAUAUAUUAUAUAGUUAUUUUCAUGCUUAUGCUUAUAUAUACUGUUGUGACAAAAUAAAUAAAUAAAAUAAAUAAAAAUAUAAAUUCUUUCCCACUCUCUGCCGUAAGGGCACAAGCUUAAUUCUGUUGCCGUUUCGCUUUGAAUUACAGGUGGGAAAACACAUACUCAAAUCCUUUCAUGUUUUGACAAAAUGCAAUUUUAUAAAGCAAAAACUGGAAC
This is a messenger RNA of Ahaetulla prasina, 2658 nucleotides long. It is a transcript of the gene AGXT2, whose product is annotated as alanine--glyoxylate aminotransferase 2. Gene Ontology annotation, molecular function: pyridoxal phosphate binding; L-alanine:glyoxylate transaminase activity. The transcript has 14 exons. NCBI's taxonomy places the organism in Eukaryota, Metazoa, Chordata, Lepidosauria, Squamata, Colubridae. The record is from RefSeq and is a predicted model, not a curated record. Gene Ontology annotation, biological process: glyoxylate catabolic process. Gene Ontology annotation, cellular component: mitochondrion. The coding region runs from base 263 to 1807 and encodes 514 amino acids.